AGGGGGAGGAGAGGAGAGCUGUGGGUCUUGUGUUUGGAGGAGGGACUCCAUCAUUUAAAGAAGUAACUAGUUCCUGGUUUGCCAGUGAAGAAGGAAGAGAGGCAGCGGUAAACCAUCUUCGUCUCAACAUGAACGUCCGUCCCACUUUGAUCUGCUUCUUCUUCCUCUCUCUGCAGGAUGGAAACUCUGGGCUCGCCAAAGCCCAAAUCUCUGUCUAUAGAAGAACUGAAGGAGAAGAUAUCAGAGUUACAUACUCUUUUUAUCAGUCUGGAACCACGAAGUUCUUCUGUAAGAAUGAAUGUAAACAAGGAGAUCUUCUCAUUGAAACAACUGAUGUCACAGCUCAGAACGGCAGAUACGGGAUUAAAUAUGAAGAACUUCAAUCAGGAGCAGUUGUUUCCGUCAGCAUCUCCCAGCUGACCAGGUCUGACUCAGGACUCUACAGGUGUGGUCUGGGUAGUCCUUUAUCUGCAGCUUCAUACAGAGACUUUGAAGUAAUUGUUGUAGAUGCACUGCUGGAUGGAGAUCUUUCUGAAGUCAAAACCCUCCAUAAGACAACUGGAGGAGAUGUUGUUGUAGGAUGCUACUUUUCUGUCUUUAGAACCAGGAAGUACUUCUGUAAGGAACAAUGUGAAGACAAAGACAUUCUGGUUGAAACAUCCGAUGUCAGCGCUCAGAGAGACAGAUACAGCAUCAGAUAUGUAUAUGUAAGAGGAUCUCCACCUGGAGGAUUUGUGUAUGUGACCAUCUCCCAGCUGACCAGGUCUGACUCAGGACUCUACAGGUGUGGUCUGGACAGACCUUUGUCUCGGGAUCCUUACCGUGAGUUUAGGAUCGUUGUCACAGAUGGUGAGUUUAAUCUGGAGAAUGAAAAUGAUUAUUUCUGUCUGAAGAAAGAUUCACUUACAGCUGCUACAGUUUUAAAGUGUGAACCCAACAAACCAGCAGUUCAGCAGACACACACAUGAUUAUCACACCUCUGU
This is a messenger RNA of Sander lucioperca (pikeperch), 983 nucleotides long. Its product is annotated as polymeric immunoglobulin receptor-like. The record is from RefSeq and is a predicted model, not a curated record. Lineage: Eukaryota; Metazoa; Chordata; Actinopteri; Perciformes; Percidae. The transcript is spliced from 3 exons. The coding region runs from base 129 to 968 and encodes 279 amino acids.